AUGGCACCGAGAACCUUCACCUUGAACUUCAUGGGGGACACGAUGCUAGGACGUCUUAUCGACCAGAUGUUCCCUCAGCACGUCGAUGAGCCUUCAGAAGCUCGUAUAGCCCGGUCAUUCCUCAACUCACACCCAGAUCUAAAUGAGUUCAAUGAGAAGACGCCUUGGGGUAAUACCCUCUCCUUACUACAUUCCGCCGACCUCAACAUCCUAAACCUCGAAACGUCCGCGACGACUCAUCCCACGAAAUGGCCCAACAAAGUCUUCAACUACCGCAUGCAUCCUGCCAAUAUCAAUGCAUUACAGGCAGCCCGAACCGACUACGCUGGUUUGGCGAACAACCACACUCUAGACUUCUCCGAGCCAGGACUGCUGGAAACGGUCCGUACGGUGAGAGACGCCGGCAUAGCAUAUGCAGGCGCGGGCGAGACAACAGAGGAAGCAACACGACCUGCGGUGCUUCGUCUACCUAAGCAAGGGUCUGAAGAGGGAUAUGAAGCGCAUAUCUGGGCUGCUGCCGACCAUCCGCAAGACUGGUUCAAGGUGCCCAACUUCCAUUCUAUCGACUACACCAAAGCAACGAGAGAGCGGCUGAAAAAGCUCCUCACCCGGACGACUGGGCACAAACCGGCGUUGAAGAUCUUCUCCGUGCACUGGGGGCCGAACUAUUCCUGGCAGCCGGCGCAGGAGAUCCAGGGUAUGGCGCAUUUCCUGAUUGACGAGUGUGGCAUCGAUAUCAUCCACGGCCACUCCUCGCAUCAUAUUCAGGGCGUGGAGAAGUACAAGGGUAAACUCAUCAUCUACGGCUGCGGGGAUUUUGUCGAUGAUUACGCGCUUGUACAAGAGUAUCGGAAUGAUCUGAGCGGGAUUUGGCGUGUGACGGUCAAGGAGACAUCAGAAGGUGAAGCUGGAGAAGGCCUCAAGCUAGACAAGCUGCAGGUGUUCCCGACGAAGAUCGAUAAGUUCAGAGCCAGGAGACUGGAGAGCUCUGAGCCAGACUUCGACUUUGUGUGUGACAAGUUAGGAUCGUUGAGCGCAGACAUCGGGACGACAGUCGAUCUUGAAUCAGCGAAAAGGCGAGGGGAUGGGUCUAUCACUGUGCAUCUCAGCUGA
This is a messenger RNA of Saxophila tyrrhenica, 1113 nucleotides long. RefSeq lists its product as uncharacterized. The record is from RefSeq and is a predicted model, not a curated record. The coding region runs from base 1 to 1113 and encodes 370 amino acids. The transcript has a single exon. NCBI's taxonomy places the organism in Eukaryota, Fungi, Ascomycota, Dothideomycetes, Mycosphaerellales, Extremaceae.